AUGCGUAAUGUAGAGCUUUUCGGUUACGCUAGAUUUUUUACUGUAACCAUCAAAUACCUCAUCAUGUCGCUGUCAGCACUUGGUGAAAGCGUGAGAAGACAGUUGCUUGACAGUUCUUUACCAUUCGACUUUAUCAACGUUCAGAUUCGCAUAUGGGAAGAUUCGGGGGUGGUGAACGAGGCAGCUAUUGUGGAUGAGACUGUCGACUUCCUGUCACCCGUUUUCAUAGUGUCGGGCGUUGGGAUUGGAAUUGCCUUCCUCAUACCGAUUGUCGGCUCUUUGAUAUCGUGGGACUGUUGUUGCAAACCCAAACAGAAGAGCGAUAGUGAUACCCAGACUGCAGCGUCUGCUGAGCGCAGGGCUUCACCUACUCUUGUGCGAGUGGGGUCACAGUGGUUGAGGCUCUCUGUGUUUCUGUUGUCUCUUUUUAUUGGAUUUGUGAUGGUUGGCUUCGUUGGUAUGCUUCUUGUUGCCAAUCAGUCAAUGCAUUCUGGAAUGGAGGAUGCGUCAUCGUCGGCUGCUGGAGCUUUGGAUGUUGUCGAACGUUAUGUAAAUGAGUGGGUGGGCGGCUUUCGUUUUGCUACUGUAGAUGGAUCCAAGGAUGUGUAUAACAGUGUGAAACGUGAUAUUUUAGACCCUCUUCCUCAACGUGUUUCUGUUGCAUUGACUGAUGAGUUUCUAGCUGAUGCUUCAGAGUUGGUGUCUCGUGUGAAGUGGGCUGGAAGGCAAGCAAUGAGGACUCAUAGUUUACUCUCCUUGGUUAAUGAUACAACAGGUGAUCUCCAAGGUUCAAUGGGAAAAGAGUUCAUAAGAAAAUUGAAUGAACUGACCCAGGCUGUCGAAACUGUACUUCAGCUGUGUAAUUCAACUCUUCAAUAUGAUCCUUUGUCACCUGAUGGUUCUUCAGUCUCUCCGCCCACACAGAAACUGUUAUUGGCUUGCCAGCAGAUUAUUGAUCACUCUCACCUUCUUGUACCUCGACCAUCUAAGGUGACAUCAGAGAUAUUUGAAUCUCUUCCAUUUGUGUACACUCCUAUGAGAGAAAUUGAUAAAGUAGUGCAGUAUGAUUUGAUAAAUGCAGCAGAAACCAGAAGCACUUAUUUUUCCCAAGACAUUCUUCAUCAUGUAGACAAAGAUGUACAGGUGUCUGUCAAUGAUGCUUUGAGGGUUGGAAAAGAGAAGCUACAAUCUGCUGAGAACUACUUUGAUGACAUCAAGAAGUCAGUAAAUGACAUGCUCAACAAGUCACUCGGUCUUCCUGGAAGCAAACAUCGGGCUAAAGACUCGAUUGACAAAUAUGUUCUGACAUAUGAGCGAUAUCGCUUUGAUUUAUCAUGUGUACUUUGCUCUGCGGUUUUGAUUGCUGUUGUUGUGUUGCUGAUGAGUACAGCUGUAGGCGCUUGGAGGUCAGCGAUACCUCUACAAAUGUCUGCUGCUGCACGAGAUCAAGCACAUUUUUGUGGUCGCCUCUUGUUUAAAAUUGAGUCUGUGUUUCUUCUGCUUAUCUCAUUGUCAUUGGUACUAUUUGCCGUUCUGGUGUUUGCGGCAUCUGUUGUUGGUGCAAGCUGUGGGUCAAGUAGGAACUUUUCAGAAAUUAUUGAUAACGUCAUCGACAAUGAGGACAACUGGAAUGGAUAUCUUUUGUCGAAACAUAUUCUUCAGUUAGAGAAUCCUCACUAUCCUCUCACUGUGCAACAGGCUUUGAUUGAUUGCAAUGCUGGAAAAUCUGCAUGGGAUGUUUUUCAUAUUUAUAAGAAAUGGGAUCUUGAUACAUUGCUUAAUUUUACUAAUACACUCAAUGCUCAUCUUGACAAUGUAACAAACGUGGAGGUUCCACAUGUUGAUCUGCUUGGCGGGGAUGCCAACAGUUAUGUGCAGAAACUAAGGGAUGCUGGCGUACUGUCAGUAAGAUGGACAGAUUGUGUACAUGCUUCAACAUCUGCACUAUAUGCUGGUGCGACUGGAAACUUCACUCGUCUCAGAGCAGAAUUGCUUUCAUUGAGCAGUGUUGUGGCUGAAAAACCAUCCUCACCUAGUCAUGCUCUUCUGAUUGCUGCUGUUCAACGUGUACUAGACAAGUUGCAUCCUGUUAAAACAGUGCAAACAAAUCUUGAGACAGCACAGCAAACUCUGAAUGCUUCGUGUGUUGAGUUGAGUAACUUUGACAAUGUACGGACAACAGUGGAGGGAGAUCUCCGGCGUUUUACUGAGUUUGAUCAAAGAUUCAAUGGACAGCAUGGAGCGGCUGCAGUUCUCACUGCUUCAAUUCAGUCGGCUGUAUCACGUGUUUCAGACGCAUCUCGUGCACAUACAGCAAUUACUAAGUAUACAAUACAGGAAGAAUUAGGCAUUUGCACGCCACUGCAAGCCACAUUUAAUGGAACAGUGUAUCCAACCUGUAACAAAUACUUAGAUGGAAUGGAUGAAUUCUGGGUUGCUUUGGUCAUGAAUGCGGUUCUGAUGGUGUUUGCAAUGUUACUUUCUCACCACCUAGCAUACUUCUUUCUUGAUCAAGAACAAUGGAAACAAGCAAAGAAAUUUAUAUUUUGCAAAGAUCUUGUGUAUCGUGUGUUUGCUACAGGUUGGUUUUUGCUCGAUUUUAUUCUAAAUAUUAUCAUUGUACACAAACUGCAUAGUGAUGAUUUCCGGGAGUCGUAUUGUUGCCCUACGACUGCUCAGGUUACCGGAAUUGCUCUCAUAUCAGUAACUGGUAUCUUGAUUAUUCCACUGCAUAUCUAUGUAUUUAUUGUGCUUGCAAAUGCACAUGCUGCGAAGAAUGUACGUGUUGAGAGCUACUGGGUGUUUCGAAAACGUUCUGUUCAGUUCUUUGCCAACUUGUUGUGCUUCUUUCUUGAAGAUGUUCCAUUUAUUGUUCUCACGGGAAUCUAUAUACAGGGAGUUGGAUAUGCAGAUGGCGUCUCUGUUGCUGCUCUAAUUGUUACUUUGUUGGGGGCAUUGGGCUUUAUAAGUAACUCUGCUGGACAGCGAAAGGGCGACAUUAGACGAUACUUUCAGUGGUUAAAAUUCAGACUUAAUCCAAGACAUUGCAUGAAGUCAGAUGAUGGUGAAAAUCAAGCCAGGGAGGAAAUGUCUGAAUUUGUAGCAGAAACAGAAUUAGGAAGUCAGUUUGGUGUUCAGGGCCAAUAUGUUUGUCGAUCACAUGGUGAAUCUCUCCCUUCUAUUAACAGCAGUAUAGCGUAUUCAAAGGCUCCAUCAAGUAUCAGUAAUGGAACAAACUCAAAAGCUUCUAGGAAAACAAUGGAAAUUCAACAAAAUUGGCAGGAAAGAGAAUCUGCUGUAAAUGGUGCUAUGCCUCUACCUCGGAAUUUUAGACAGCUAGAGCGGCCAAGACGAAGUGGACAACAGCGAUAUGACAACAAUUAUCUUGCCAAUCAAACAUAUUAUGAGUUGUCUGUUGAUCAACCAGUAAGGAAUGGUCAAACAAAUGGUUCUGACAGUCAGAAGAAAAUGAAGCGAAGACUUUCCAAUAAGCAGCGUAGUAGACAACAUUUGACUGAACGAGCUCUUGAUGAUUCUAGUGGGUCAGAUGAUGCAGAUAACAAAGACAUAUCAAACAGACCACCUUUCCGGCGCAGCGGCAGGAAGUCAAGGUCAGGAAGGAAACAACAAGAAGUAAGACAUGAUGAUGAGUUUGCAUAUGAUGCAACCUGGGAACGACCAGUAAGGCGACCUGGAACAUAUUGGUCAGAUGACGAUGCUACUAUACGAAGGAGUCGCAACAACCAUUCUCAGCAGAGAAGAGCAGGAGGUUUAUCAGUGGAAGUUUGACAUAUGUCAUUUCAGUUCUUUACACUUGGCAUUGACUUUAACUUUUGUAUUACUAUUCGAUUUUUACUUGUAACUUUGAUUCAAACAGGACAGACUGAUUGUUUCAGUAGAGAAUAGAUAUGCUGAUCAAAAUUUGAAUUCAGACAAAUUUCUAAGUCAAAAGUUAGUUUUCUGUUUCAUCUAUAAUGAUGCAUAUUGCUGGAAGAUGGGAGAAUUAUGCACGUUGAUGCCUACAUUAGGUGUGUACUUGGGUGUUUACAAGUUGCCAAGAAAUGACCAGGUGUGUAGCCUCGAAGUUCCAGACUGUCUGGAAAUUUGAGGGUAGUGUUAAUGCUACUAGUAACGUAAUGUGUAAAUGCUACUGAAUCAGUGUAUGAGCAAAUAUUGGUAUUUUAUUGUUUAAAUACACCUCU
Messenger RNA from Corticium candelabrum, 4202 nucleotides. RefSeq lists its product as uncharacterized. The coding region runs from base 1 to 3789 and encodes 1262 amino acids. Lineage: Eukaryota; Metazoa; Porifera; Homoscleromorpha; Homosclerophorida; Plakinidae. Gene Ontology annotation, cellular component: membrane. The transcript has 21 exons. The record is from RefSeq and is a predicted model, not a curated record.